Molecule: messenger RNA, 6604 nt
Organism: Scleropages formosus (Asian bonytongue)
Lineage: Eukaryota; Metazoa; Chordata; Actinopteri; Osteoglossiformes; Osteoglossidae
Product: histone deacetylase 7-like
Exons: 26
Coding region: 919-3786 (955 amino acids)
Biological process (GO): epigenetic regulation of gene expression; negative regulation of transcription by RNA polymerase II
Cellular component (GO): histone deacetylase complex
Molecular function (GO): histone deacetylase activity
Source: RefSeq, a predicted model, not a curated record
CUAAAUGAACGGUCACGGUGUUUACAGCUGGAUAAUACUGAGGACAUUUCAAGUUGGAACUCCCUUCGGUGCUGCUAUUGCUCCAGUGGCCUACAGCCCAAGUAUUUUACUUUAUCUUGUUUCACUUAAAAUUUGACGCGACGUUUUAUGGCAUACCUCUUGAGAUCCACUUGUAUUAAAUGUCGCCUUCGCUCGCGGGACAAAUUGGCGGCAAACGGCGCGGGCGGUUCAACAGGUGGAGCCACGAGACAGGGUUUCAGGAGCCCGCGCAGAGAAAUGAGCGCUCGCGCAGUUCACACAGCGCGAAAACAAUGAGACACAACUUACUGAUGUCACGACUAUUUUGGUUUCUUUUUUUUUUUUUUUUUUAUCCUGGUCUUGUGUGGGGCUGGACUCGCUGACUGACUCUCAUUGCGGCACUCCGUCCGUCAUUCCCCACACAACUCGCACAAUGUACAACCGGACUGCGCUGUGGAGGCUCUUCUCUCCUGUCAGGGCUCCUCAAACGCACAGAAAAAUGGUUCUGUUGGAAAAAAUAUAGGACAAUAAUUACAAACGUGUCUCAAUAUUUAAUCCUUAACGUAAAGACAAUACGCGGAUUUUAGUUAUCUUUGCCUUGCUUAUGCGACACAAGAAUUUGCGUUUUGUUUACACAUGUAAAUAAUAUCACCGAAUGGAGGUCACUUAAUGAACGUGCCAGCUUCUCCGAGGAGCUUUUUGAGGUAGCUUUUUCAGAGCCACCGAUUCAAUUUGUCGCCGUCAACGGUCAAGUCGGAGGUGUUGGAUGAAACGGCACAGAGAGAGCUGCUGCUCUAGACCCCCUGCGAAGAGUGACACUGAGCGGCCGCGGGGGCUGCUGCUCCGCCAGUGAAGGAGAGUGCAGUCCCCCCAGUGUGGAGCCCCCUGGUGCUCGCCCCCAUGGAUCUGCGAGUGAGCCAACGGCUGGUGCGGCCUUGCCCUGUGUCAGACACUGGCCUUCUGACACCUCUGCCCCACCAACUCCACCUGGGCCAUCUCUCUCUGCGGCCCUGUGCCCAGUUCUCCGAGCAGCAGCUGCACCAGCGCAUCCAGUUCAGCAUGGAGCAGAGGCAGCGUGAGGAAGAGGAGGAGAAACGGCAGGAGCUACAACAGCUUUGGCACAAGGACAAGAGUCAGCAGAGUGCCGUGGCCAGUUCAGCAGUGAAGAAGAAACUCCAGGAAGUCAUCCUGAAGAAGCGACAGCAGCAAGUUGCUCUGGAGCAGAACAACUCCAAUCCACUUGCCAGUCCCCAAGGGAGAUAUCAGGAUCAGACUUCAGAAAGUGACGUGACUUCCCAGACGCUAUUGGUGAGCUCGCAUGCACAACCCUCCAGCGAGGGCUCAGAAGACACCCCCCUGAGGAGGACAGCCUCAGAGCCAAAGCUGACAGGCAAGCAGAAGCUGAAAAAGCACCUUAACAGGAAGAGCCCAUUGACCCGCAAGGAGAGCGCACCACCCCCUGUCAAACACAGAGCUUCUGAUCCCUUAGACUCCUCCCCCAGCAGCAGCAGCACUCCUGUAUCUGGCUGCAGCUCCCCCAGUGACAGUUUGUCUGCUGAUGGUGGAGUGCUGCCCUCUACUGCUGCACUUGCCAAUGAGAGAUUAUUGCUUCAGGAUGGGCUUGUGGCCCAUUUCACAGUGCACAGGCCAAGUACUCUGCCCACAAUCACCCUGGGACUCCCAGCUAAUGCUAAGAGUGAUGUGAAUAUGAGCUCUAUGAAGGCUGGCCGGGUAUCAUUGCUGUCAGGAUCUUCCUCUGUGUUUGUACCGGUGGGCCUGGAGGAAUCCAGCAGUCUCUUGUCCUCUCAUCUGCAGCCCAUGCUGGUCCUAGAGCCCAACACCAUGUUGCACCCACAGCUGCUCACAGUUCCAGGCCUGGGUCACAUGCCACUGUCCUUUGGAUCCCAGCUAGAGCAUAUGGCUCCCGUGGGGCCACGCAAACCCCUAAGCAGAACCCGCUCAGAGCCCCUUCCCCAAAGCCAGCGGUCCAUCCAUUCACAGCUGCUUCAGCAACAUCACAGCAGCCAGCUUCUAGAGAGACUUCAGCAGCAGACAUGCCUUGGCAAGCUGAUGUCUAAAAACACUGAAAAGCAUUGCUUUAGACAAAUCCCAGUUGAAGACAUGGAUUCUGAGGAAGUGGAGCAAUUACAGAGUGACACUCAUCAAAGCAGGAUGAGGACGGACCUGCUACACAAGGUGGAGUCUGUGUCAACAAGUGAGAUCCAUGAAGAAAACAACAGUCUCCAACACAGACUCCUACUGAGUCAGCAGUCUCUGCUGUGGGAGAAGCAGAAACAGCUGAGGCAACAGGCAACCCACAUGGAGAUGCUGGCAGUUCCCAUGGUGCUUAGGGGCACCCACCGUGCCCUCUCCCGUACUCAGUCCUCGCCUGCUUCCACCUCUCUUCCUUUGUCUGAUAAGGCUUUGCCACUUCCUAGUCCAGAGACAGUAAGCAAGCCCCAGUUCACCACAGGCCUGGUGUAUGAUUCUCAAAUGCUGAAGCACCAAUGUAAUUGUGGGGACAACAGCAGCCAUCCAGAGCAUGCUGGGAGGAUCCAGAGCAUCUGGUCUCGACUGCAGGAACGAGGCCUCAGGAGUCAGUGUGAGACUAUUCAGGGCAAGAAGGCUAGCCUGGAAGAACUGCAGUCAGUGCACUCGGAGAGGCAUGUGCUGCUGUACGGGACCAACCCCCUAAAUCGCUUGAAGUUAGAUCACCGCAAGCUGAGUGGAAUCCUGUCUCAGAGGAUGUUUGUGAUGCUGACAUGCGGAGGAGUUGGGGUGGACAAUGACACAAUCUGGAAUGAAAUGCACACAUCUACAGCGUCCCGUAUAGCUGCUGGCAGCGUCACAGAGCUCGCUUUCCGGGUGGCCAAAGGGGAGCUGAAGAAUGGGUUUGCAGUGGUGAGGCCCCCUGGACACCAUGCCACCCACUCUACCCCCAUGGGUUUUUGUUUCUUCAACUCAGUUGCCAUCGCUGCAAAGCAGCUUCAGCAGAAGCUCAAUGUUAGCAAGAUUCUUAUCGUAGACUGGGAUGUUCACCAUGGCAAUGGUACCCAAGAGGCAUUCUACAGUGAUCCCAGUGUACUUUACAUCUCCUUACAUCGCUAUGAUGACGGAAACUUCUUCCCUGGCAGUGGUGGGCCAGCUGAGGUGGGCUCAGGGGCAGGUGAAGGUUUCAAUGUCAACGUAGCAUGGAUAGGUGGCUUGAACCCCCCCAUGGGUGAUGCAGACUACCUGGCUGCAUUCAGGACCGUAGUGAUGCCCAUUGCUCAGACAUUCGCCCCCGAUGUGGUUUUGGUUUCGUCGGGGUUUGAUGCUGCUGAAGGUCAUCCACCUCCUUUAGGGGGAUACAGAGUUUCUGCCAGAUGUUUUGGCUACAUGACACAACAGCUGAUGCAGCUGGCUGGGGGCCGGGUGGUCCUCGUUCUCGAGGGGGGAUAUGACCUGACAGCCAUCUGUGACGCCUCUGAGGCCUGUGUCAGUGCCCUGCUGGGUGUGGAGGUAGAGCCUCUGCCCGAGGACACUCUACGGCAGUCUCCCAGCGCCAAUGGGGUACGCUCGCUGCAGAGGGUGCUCCAGGUCCAUGGACACUACUGGCCAACAGUGAAGCGCUAUGAACACACAGUGGCCUUGUCCUUCCGACAGGCCCAGGAACACGAGCAUGAAGAGAAUGCCACAGUCACUGCCCUGGCCUCCCUUUCAGUGGGCAUUCUCCGUCCUAAAAGAGUCCAGGACGAGCCAAUGGACCACGGUAGUGACUCCCUGUAAAGACCCGACCGCUCACAUUCUUAAUGGUGGAAAUCCACAGAUUUCAGCCUUUCGACCUCUGACCCAGAGCUUUUGGGUCAGUCCUGAAACAGCAAGUGGCCUCUCCACGACCCGACUCAGGGAGUCCAUACCUCCUGGUGCCUCUGAUUCCUGGUCUCUCUAGUUCUGUUUUAACUGUUGAUACUGUCAAGAGUGUGAAAAAUCUUUUGGAAGCAGGCUGAGAUAUAGUACUCCAGUGUUUGCUUUGCAGACACUUGCUUUUCAGGUGGCAGGUCAGCAUUCACAAACAAGACAAUGUGAGAGAUGUGAAAGCCCAUAAUUGCAGUCUGGAGAAUGUUAUUUUCACUGAUGUUGUUCAUAUUCACGUGGCUUAACCACUAAACAAGGAGAAGGAGGAAGUGAGUCAGCAGAUGGUGGUUUACACGACUUUUGCACUGUGCAUUCCAUAAUGUGAACCGUGAAAAGUUCCGUCCUAGAAAACAAAAUUGAGUUUAUUUAAUCCUUUACGGGAUUAAGCUAAGGAAAAAAAUGUUUACAUAGAUUACCAAACUUAAUAUUUGGGUAUAAACUUUAUAAAUCUUCACAUAAACUAGUGGCUGCAAACCGAGAUUAUGCAUGUACAUACUGCGUGUGUGUGUCUAUAUAUAUUAUAUAUAUAUAUACAAUAUAUAUGUGUAUAUAUAUAUACGUAUAUAUAUAAUUGAAGGCUAUAUUGUAUGUUGUAUUCAACCACAAAGUGCUAUACAUAUAUAAAUAUAUAUAGCACUUUGUGGUUGGUCACAUUUUAGGUUGGAAUGGUGCAAUGACCAAAAAGCAAGGAGCUGUUCCAAUGCACUGUGACUGUUCCUGUGACUCACAGUUGGAUGCCCUGCACAAAUGGUCUGAAUGAAGCCCACUUGGACUUUCACUCACUGCCCCCCAGGGCACUAACAGGUCAUACCAAUUAUACAGUACCGUGUGCAUCACCCACCGCUUGAACACCUCCUUGCUCAUCUGUGGGACCAGCUAACGCCAAGCCUCAGAAUCUUCACCAGAAACCAUCCGUUCACUGCUUUGUAUAGACUCGCUCAAUCUGAAAGACAAUGGCAUGUUUUAUUGUUUUUAACUGUGGGACUUUUUAAAGUUUGCAUGCUUCAAAAAGAUGAUUGAAUAGAGGAAAUUGAUCUUGCUCUGAAACCCUUGGAUGAAAAAAAAUUGUUUCAGAUUAUUUCCUCAGUGUUCUUCAUAGCCAAGUAGCAACAUUUUUACCACCUGAUUCCACUUCCACACCAAGUGUAAUCCGUCUCUGUAAUUUUCAGUUGCACAUGGUGUGGUGUUCAAGAGUGCAGCCCUUUUCCUCUAUUUUGUCUGAUAAAGAAGGCCUUACUUAAAGACCAAUGCACUUAAAAUGUCUUAUUUUUAUUUAACUGAAGGCUAUAUUGUAUGUUGUAUUCAACAUUUUUUGGUUUUGCAACAAGUAUCAUUCCUGUUUUGUUAUGGACUGGUGUCAAGGAAAGAACCAUUGGAAUAAUAAGCCUAUUGUAUGUAUUUGGUAACAUGUUUUUUGCUAUUUCAAGGGCAGUAAGUACUUGGAAUGAGUUACAUAUUUUGUACGAGAAUCCAUAUUUUUUCCUGGAUCGACAUGCAAUUUGAAAACUCGAGUUGUGUCAACGGAGUUUGAGUGUUUUAUAUUUAGAAGAGAAUGGUGUUGUCAUCAUUUCACAGCUUCAUUAUUAAAUAUAUGGAACAGCCUCUUAAUGCACAUUUGUACAACAGACAAACUACUUAUUUCAUUGUUGGAAUAAUAAACGUUUGAACACCAGUAUGUUUUUAAAAAGCUAAUGCUUUGAGAUAUGAUUAUAACUAGAUAUUUUGUUUUUGUUCUGUUUACUGAUAAAGGUCUAAUACUUGACAAGCAAUUAAUACACUGAGACCAAAGCUAUUCAGCAGUCAAGCUGAAGUUUGCAUGAAAACAGGGACCGCAGCUCACCUGUGUGAGCUGUCAGCAUUGUCAUAUUUUUCUCAUUUGAUCUUGUAAUAGAUUCCCUACCACUAAACGUGUCUAAGGCAGACCAGACUGUAAAGAUUCAGAAGAAUUCCACUUUAAAAGCAGUGUUCCUGCCCAGAUUUCCUGUUGAAGACAGUGCGUGCCUUCUGAUUAGGCUGGAACCGUGUUAAAAUGCUGGGUGUAACAAUAUGAAGCGGAAAUUAUAGCAUUUACGGGUCAUUUCCUCAUCACGGCAAUACAUAAUGGCCCUGACUGAGGACCAAAGAGCGAAUGCUCCUUUGCAAGGCCCCAGCUGGCCACUGUGCUCAGUCUUGUUCAGAAUGCCAAUUAUAUCCACUUACCUCAGAGGAAAGGUGCUUUUUAUUGUCCUGCGAUACUGCAGGACUUUGUCACAGACGUUGUGUUGGUAUUUCUGACCUGGGUGCUAUUUGCCUGUAAGAUCCGGUGGUGACUGUGCUGUUAGCAGCAUUGUAAGGAUGACUUACACUGGGGACCAGUGGUUCAGCAGCCUUGGUGACACAUUCAUUGUGCCUUUCCUUUUUUAGGAGUGCUUAUUAAUUAAGUAACUUUGGAGAAUUUGUCAUGUAGACCUCCCACAGUGUGCUCUGUAAUAGAGGCAUUAGUCUUAAUCGUCUGUUGGCUUUCAUAAAUCACUGAUGCUGUAAAUAACUGCUAAGGCCAGAAGACUUUACCUAUGGCCUGUCUCUGCGGGCUUUUAAUUGGACCUUGAAAGCAAACACAUUUUUUCUAUGCUAUAAAUCUUUUAUUAUGUACAGAUAUAAUUGAUUGUUUAUUUUCACUGUAUUUCUCUUUAAUAAAAUGUGCUGUAUU